This is a messenger RNA of Mycotypha africana, 405 nucleotides long. RefSeq lists its product as uncharacterized. Bases 1 to 405 code for a protein of 134 amino acids. The record is from RefSeq and is a predicted model, not a curated record. Lineage: Eukaryota; Fungi; Mucoromycota; Mucoromycetes; Mucorales; Mycotyphaceae. The transcript has a single exon.
AUGACUACAACAGUUACUACGAUAGAAACGUUAAUACCUACAAUACCAGCUUCUGUUCUUAAUACUGGUGAAUGUUUAAGUGUAAUCAAUUAUGUAUUACCUCCUGGGACGGCCGGAAAUACCUUUGAUAUGUAUGCAGAAUUAAAAGAUAGCCAACCAAUUACAAGAGAUAGUUGUUAUACUGUAUGUUCAACUUCACCACACGUACCUAAUGGUGAAUGGUACUUCGGUAUUACAGACGGUCUUUCAAUAAGUUGGGGUGGUACUGCUUUAAACUCACAAGCUUGUUUAUGUUUCAUUAACAAACCACCUAGUAUAAGUCCAAAUGCUAAUAACCCUCCAAUUUGUGCUGACGGUAGAGGUACUACACAAUUCUCAUCAUGGGUGUAUACAGUUAGUCCAUAA